Knipowitschia caucasica is the source of this 510-nucleotide messenger RNA. The record is from the annotation of a GenBank genome assembly. Lineage: Eukaryota; Metazoa; Chordata; Actinopteri; Gobiiformes; Gobiidae.
AUGUGUUCGGCCAGUCCCCCUGUCCCAGACCCGGCCGCCCCUCUGUCCUCACUUCAGUCCAUUCACAAAGACCAGUUGUGUGUGGGACAGGAGACGGAGAACCACCUGGCGUUAGGGGCCUGGCUCUCCCAUGGCCCCCAGGAGCGCCGCUGGGCACUCUCUGAACCCUUCUGGCUGGCGCUGGGCCUGGAGACGCUCUUUGGGGACGGGUUUGGAGAUGUGAUGACCUGGCUCAUCGCUCAAACGCUCAAUAAGACUUCUCCUUCCAUCCGGACCCCCACGGCCCCUAUGAGAACCCGACUCAUCGCUCAAAGCUUCAAUAACAGUCUGAUCACACAGGAGGCCUCCUCGCCCCGCCCUGCUGCAGCCCACGUGGGCGGACAUUGUGACUGUCCCAUUGUCCGGCAGGCGGCUCUGAGGGGGGCUGCGGCACUGGGCAUGACAGUAAAGAUGGCUGACACUGGCGUUUACAGUGCUCUUGGCACCCUAAUGGAUGGCCUGUUUUCUUAG